Oncorhynchus gorbuscha (pink salmon) is the source of this 2287-nucleotide messenger RNA. Its product is annotated as receptor-type tyrosine-protein phosphatase-like N. Gene Ontology annotation, cellular component: secretory granule. Gene Ontology annotation, biological process: protein dephosphorylation. The record is from RefSeq and is a predicted model, not a curated record. The coding region runs from base 1 to 1542 and encodes 513 amino acids. The transcript is spliced from 13 exons. NCBI's taxonomy places the organism in Eukaryota, Metazoa, Chordata, Actinopteri, Salmoniformes, Salmonidae. Gene Ontology annotation, molecular function: protein tyrosine phosphatase activity.
AUGGAAUGUUCCUGUCUGUCUCUCUACAGUGUGGUGGGCCCUGCCCUGACAUUCCGUGUUCGCCCCAACAGCCAGAACUUGAGUGCUGAAGACGUGGCAGAGAAAGCCGUUGCAGAGAAGAACUUUCUGGAGUCUGAAACUGCUCUGAAGAUCCUGCAGACAGGUGUCGGUGAGAGAACUGAUGGGCGGGGCUUACCUCAGGCCACCCGGGUCCGAGAUGGCUCCCGUUGGGUGUUCAUGACCAUGGUGGGCGUGGCCUGUGUUGGCGGGAUCCUGGUGGCGACAAUGACCAUCGUCUGCCUGCGUCGCCACACCAACCGCCUGGCGUCUGAGAAGCUAGGCCUGGGCCCAGAGGGAGGCAGCGUUACACACCAGGAGUACCAGGACCUGUGUCGUCAGCACAUGGGAUCCAGGGGACUCUUUGAGCGUCAGGAGGGGGCAGGAGCUGCGGGGGGCGGUGGGGGUGCUGGUGGUGCUGGUGGUGGUGGUGGUGGAGGAGGAGGAGGAGGUGGUGGUGGUGGAGGAGGUACGGACACGUCCAGGGUGAGCAGUGUGUCGUCCCAGUUCAGUGACGCGCCCCAGCCCAGCGAUGCGCCCCAGCCCAGCCCGAGCUCCCACAGCAGCACCUCUUCCUGGUGCGAGGAACCAGCGCAGACCAACAUGGACAUCUCCACCGGUCAUAUGAUCCUGGCUUACAUGGAGGACCACCUGAAGAACAAGGACCGUCUGCUGAAGGAGUGGGAGGCCCUGUGUUCCUACCAGGCUGAACCCAGCACCAUGUCUGUGGGGCAGAGUGACACCAACCUGAAGAAGAACCGCUGCCCUGACUCUGUGCCCUAUGAUCACUCCAGGGUGAAGAUGAAGGCGGAGAACAACCCCUCCAGGACCGACUACAUCAACGCCAGCACCAUAAUUGAGCAUGACCCCCGGAUGCCAACGUACAUCGCCACCCAAGGACCCCUGUCUCACACCAUCGCCGACUUCUGGCAGAUGGUUUGGGAGAAUGGCUGCACGGUGAUAGUGAUGAUGACAGCCCUGGUUGAGGACGGAGAGAAACAGUGUGAUCGCUACUGGCCUGACGAGGGAUCCUCCCUAUACCACAUCUAUGAGGUGAACCUGGUUUCGGAGCACAUCUGGUGCAAUGACUUCCUGGUUCGUAGUUUCUACCUGAAGAACGUCCAGACCCAGGAGACCCGCACACUCACCCAGUUCCACUUCCUCAGCUGGCCUGCCCAGGGUAUCCCCACCUCCACACGCACCCUACUGGACUUCCGCAGAAAGGUGAAUAAGUGCUACAGAGGCAGAUCUUGUCCGAUCAUUGUACACUGCAGUGAUGGUACAGGCCGGACUGGCACCUACAUCCUGAUUGACAUGGUUCUGAACCGCAUGGCCAAGGGAGUGAAGGAGAUUGACAUUGCUGCUACCCUGGAACACGUCCGUGACCAGAGACCAGGGAUGGUGCGCACCAAGGAACAGUUUGAGUUUGCCCUGACCGCUGUGGCGGAGGAGGUGAAUGCCAUCCUGAAAGCCCUGCCCCAGUGAAACCAACUCGAUCCAGACCUGCCUACCUGCCUGUACCACAGACCCCCCCCACUCAAUGAUCCUUCCCUUGCGCCAUGGAAUUAUAUCUGCAAUCAUCAACUGUGUCUUACCUCACCUUUUCUCUACAAUAUGGUGUAGAAUGACCAAGCUGUCCUUUGUGCUUUCUCUCCUGUUUGAAUGAUGCCUUUGAUUUCUUGCUAUUCUCUGUGGUGGUGAUGAGGAAGAGGGUGUUUCUGUCCUCCGACAGAGUUCCCUUGUGAACAGUGUCCAGGUUAUUGGGGUGAGCUGAGAUGGCGUAUUGUUCUCUCAAAGGUAGAUAGAAAUCAUCAUAUUUUAACGUUUUACAUCAAAGAACUAUGUCCUUUUCAGAGUGUCAUCACAAAGGUUUCGGCUGUGUUUGGUGAAUGAGGAUGGAUGUGAGUCAAGAAGGCUUGCCAGCUGUCACUCUCCGAUUCUCCCUGCUCCUCAGAGCGUAUUUGUUUACAAUUGACCCAAAUCUCAAACCCUGCUCAUUCACAUUCCAUGUUCUCGUGUUUUACUAACUCUAGGUAAAAUGACUAACCCAUACUUCCCUCUUCUCUUCCUGUGCCAUAUAGAUUGUUGUAAAUUAUUUGUUCAAUUAUUGUUGUUUACCUCAAGCAAACCAGAAAAAAAUAAACAAAAAAUGUUAAAAUAUGAAAAAUGCCUAUUUUGUAACUUUGUGUGGUAACUAAUAAACGUUGAUGUGUCUGUUGCAAAUGCUUAA